Messenger RNA from Thunnus maccoyii (southern bluefin tuna), 9987 nucleotides. RefSeq names its product protein NO VEIN. The transcript has 48 exons. The record is from RefSeq and is a predicted model, not a curated record. Bases 386 to 9682 code for a protein of 3098 amino acids. NCBI's taxonomy places the organism in Eukaryota, Metazoa, Chordata, Actinopteri, Scombriformes, Scombridae.
GCUAGUCAGUGCCAAAUAAUAUAAACAUUGAAUGAGUUUCGCCUUGUACUCUCACACCACAUGGAACUUAAGUGUUACAGUAUUAGAUUCUGAAAUAUCAAUAAUGUGACACGGGUAUUUCAACACCAGUUAUUGAUAGAGUAAUAUGAUUUACGUAAAGUUGUAUCAUAAUAGUUAGCAGGUCGGCUAGCUAAAGUAAGCGGCUCCAUUGGUUCACUAACGUUAUUGCCAUGGUUAUUUCAUCACAGAGACUGAGGAUGUUUAAUGAAGACGCAGACUCGUCAACUGCAACGAAAGGGAAAAGUCUGGUACAAUAACAGUGCCUUCGCCAUGCUGUAAGCUACAGCCCUGAUUAUGAGGGGAGAGAAAUAUGACCCACUGACAAAUGCAUGCAUUACUGAAGAUGGAGACGGUUGUGGAGAACAUAGUGGCCAUGGUGCAGCAGUACCCAGCUGGGGUCCCCCUGAAAAAGCUGGCAGUGUUGUACAGCCAGACAUACCGCAAGAACCUGACUUUAUCCUCCUUGGGCUUCGACUCCAUGGCUAGCCUGGUAGCCUCUCUGGAUAGGGAUCUGGUUAUGAAGGGGGAGCUGGUGUUUCACUUGGACUACCACCGUGAAACUCUAGAAAACAUAGUGGCCAUGGUGAAGCAGCACCCAGAGGGGAUCCCCAUGAAAAAGCUGGCUGUGUUGUAUAGCCAGACAUACCGCAAGAACCUGACUUUAUCCUUCCUGGGCUUUGAAUCCAUGCCUGAUCUAGUAGCCUCUCUUGACAGGGAUCUGGUCGUGAAGGGAGAAUUGGUGUUUUGCAAGGACCACAAGGACAGUGAAAGUCAAGCUAGAGCUGGGGCAUCAGCAAAAGCUACAGAAGAUGGCAAGAAGAUCAAGAAUGUUCAGGAAAAAAUAGUGGCCAUGAUGAAAGAACAUCCAGAUGGGAUUCUUCUGAAGAAGGUGGCUAUAGCCUACAGCCAGAAAUACCACCACAACCUGGCCUUAGCCUCUUUGGGCUUCAAAACGAUUUCCUGCCUGGUAGAAUCCUUGAAAGGGGAUCUGGUUGUGGAGGGGGAACUGGUGUUUCAUAAGAUUCAUCAGCCUCGAAAUCAGUGUGGAGCUGAAACAUCAGCAAAACCUAAAGAGAGCAGCAGGCCUGCAACACCACAGAGAACUGAACCACUCACUGAGAAGAGUAGCACUACCCCUAGUGUUACUGUGCCACAUGGUGAUACCAGCUCUGGCUGUGUGCCUCCCCCUCUAGCAGGAAUGAACCUUUUUGGAUCUCCUUUCGUUUCCACUGCCUCUUUGUUCUCUACCCCAUAUCUUCCUGGUAACCCUCUCCUUACUGGACCCAAGCCAGCUGAGAAAUUGACCCAACAGCAGCUGUACCAGAACGUCUUAGAGGUGAUGAGGAAGUACCAGCUGACUUCUCCAUCCAUGGACCAGCUGAAAACUUGCUAUUUUCGGCACUUUGGUGAAGAGCUUCCCCUUGCGCAGUACAUGUCUCUGUAUGACAGCUGGGAAGCAACUUGUCCUAAGAAACUGCCCACUCAGUCUGAACCAACAGCAGAUCCCACGACUGCUCCAUUGCAGUCAACUGCAGCAACACAGAAUCUUAUGAGAGACCCUGAAAAAGAGCAACAGCAGCAGCAACAGCAGCAGCAACAGCAGCAGCAACAGCAGCAGCAGCAGCAGCAGCAACAGCAGCAACAGCAGCAGCAACAGCCCAUUGCGUCCAACUUCCUCUGUAGCUCUGACUUUCCAGCACUGGGGGCAGAUGUGAAUGUGACCAAAGACCAGAAGAGCAAAACGAGAGAUGCAACCCAGAAAGAGGGCGGUGCCUCUGUCUUUAGGGAAUCUUAUUACGCCCAGCUGAGAGAGGUCCAUGGAGCUAACGUGCGAGCAGUGGAGGCCAUGGAGGAGGACGACGAGGAACUCACAGGGAGGAGGAGGAACAGGGUCCUGGAUCAUGAAGCGAUCAACAGUCUGAUGGAGGAUGUGAUACGAGACAUCGCCGCAGAGGGAGAGCUGGUCACCAAAGAGAAGGUGAUGUCCAGGGUGUGCCAGCUGAUGCAGAUUUCUUCUAUGGAAGCAGCAAGGAUAAAACACUGGAAGAUUCAGGCUCUAAAAGACCUUCAAUACGUCAUUAGAGAGAUCAACAUGUUCAUAGAGGCUACUGAAGCAGUGACAUCCAUCUGUACCCUGUAUGAGCUGGGCCAAUCACUGGCUGGCCUGAAGGACAAGAAGCGCUAUGAAGAGCUGAACCUGGGGCCCCUCUGCAAACUGCCACUCAUCCACCGCAUGUUCAAGAUCGACAGCAACACCAAGGAUGAUGAUAUUCACCAGAUCGAGACAGCAGACAUCUUAAAGCAACUUCGCAUUUUUAGGAAGAAGCAGAGCAAACCCAAAGUAGACCUGGCUGAGUUUAUGAAGUAUCUGGCAGACCACUACAACUGUGAAUCUCCCUUCGAGCUGGGUAUCAGGAUACACAGUGUUGGGCUGCCCAUAUCGACUCUUAUAAAGGUGAGUCGCAAUGAGCAUGCCCUCUUGGAGCAAGCCAGGGAGGCCAUCCAGAGAGAGCUGGAGGAGGAGACCUACGAGCGGCUGAGAAAGAUAAAGAAGGGUGUGCUGGAGCCGGUGCAAGGCGCCGGUUCCCUCUCCUCCACAGGCAGCUUGGACCUCAGGAAAAAGUAUGCUUCCAUGUCAUCAGCCGAGGUGGCGCUGGCAGUCUUCUCAAACGCAGAAGGGGUGUUCAAUCCCAAGAUGGCCAAGCACGUGCAGAACUUCCUGGUUCAGGUGUCGGGUGACCGGUUGGCAAGGGCUUUGUUUCAGCUGGCUAUCUGUGGUGGCUCUCUGGCUGUCCCGCAGGACCUGGUGCCCAAAGAUAAGGCACCCAAAACCACCGAACAAUCUAAAAAAGAGGACAAACCCGCCGCAUCACUUCCCAGUGAAGCCAAGGUGAAGCAGUACCUGAAAGACAGCCUGUCCUCUCAGAACUCAGUCAUCACUUUGGCCCACAUUUCCUCUCUGGAAAAGAAGUUGACGAAACACUUCCAGGUCAAAGAUUUCCUCUCUCUAGAGCAAGGCAACUUCUUGGAGUUCCUGGUUAAACACAUUCAGCUGCUGCAGGACGCACUGGGUUCUACUUUGAUUCUGAGCAGUGGCAGCAUGGAACUUGCGGGAAGUGGUUUCAGACCCACCAGACAAGAUGUGUUUGAGUUCAUCAAACAGUGUGGCGACAUAACCUCCACCGAUCCAGAUGAACUCUCCCACAUUGAGUUGGCGCUACGUUCCCACUACAAGGUCCGAGACAGUCGUGACCUGGGUUAUGGUACUCUGCAGACGCUGGCCAAACUUGUGCAACUCCAGAGAGAUCUGGCUGGAGGAGGACUGAGCCCGGUCUACUAUGAGUCAGCCCUGUUUGCCAAACACGGCAAGUUAAGUGCUGAAGGUGGGUUUGAGGCAGUGGGGUGCCUGGGUGAGAUGUCCAAGGCCCAGGCCCUGGCCAGCUUACUCUCCUGCCCCCUGCUGGAAGAUUUGAGUGAGUGGAGCCAAUGGGAGCUCAUCUUUAAACCCCUUCAUGGCGCCCUCAAAGAUUUCAUCGAGAGAAAUGCAGCUAACACAGGCUUGGCGGCACUGGAGGUGACACCAGGUAUGCUGCUCAGGAUCACCACACACACAGGAGACAAACAUUUCUCCAGCGCCGCCUCGACCCUCGACCCCAUCGGCACAGCUGGCCAACUUGUAUCCAUGGUGGUAGCUGAUGGGAUCGUCAACGCUCCCACAGCCCUCCUAGCCAAUCACAUGCAGAGCUCCCUGGCAGCAGCUGUGGCUACAGAAGAUUUGUCCCGGGCUGAAGAGGAUGUGUCAUGUUACAGCACAGUGGCCAAAUUCCUUUUGGCUUGUUUGACGCGAAUCCCCACCAGAACGUGCCAGGCUCUUUUGCAGCAGGUGUUUUUGGAGCCUUUCUCUCGUGUGUUGGGCCAGGCCAAGUCUAAACAGGUUCUGAUAGCUGUGGCCCAGUCUGACCCGAGACACAUAAACUGUCUGCACCGACUCGGCAUCCUCAUGGGCAUCACCGACUGGAUCAAAGACUAUCAGAAAAAGCUGACCCCACCACAGAUCCAAAACAUCAGUGUGCCCACAGCACCUGUGGACCAGGCCAAGUCCAAUUUGGUAGAUUCUGAGAGCAGCAGUCUGUCAGCUCUGAACAUGAGUGAGGAUGAGUAUCUUGAGGAUAACAUCAUGGACACCAGCUUUGCCUCCUCCCAGCUCAACCACAGCCCACAGCAAGUCAACGGUGAGCAAGAAGAAGAGGCUGAGGAGGAAGAGGAUGAAGAGGAGCUUUAUGAGUUUGCCUCACCGCCUAACGAAGUGACAUCAGAUGUCAGCAGUGAAGCUGAAGGCGGCCAGGGCGAGGAACAGUCAGAACCGUCUGAUUCUAAAGAAAACGAGACUGCGAGCUGCCAGUCAGAGACCACAUCAGAUCUCCAUAGAGCCUUAAUCGAGGAGAUCAGGAAAAAUGAGUUUGGUAUCGGUGUGGAAUUGACUGCUGAAGGCCAGAAGCUGAUGCAGGUCCACCAGGACAGGCUGGGCCGGAGCUUGGACCGCCUCUCCACUGAACUCUACAGCAAAGACACACACUUUGUCCUGGAGCUCAUUCAGAACGCUGAUGACAACAGUUACCCAUCAGAGACUGGUGUCAUUCCAGCGCUGGCGUUUGUGGUGGAGAGAGACUGCAUCUCCGUUCUCAACAAUGAGACCGGUUUCCAGGAGAAAAACAUCAGGGCCAUCUGUGAUGUGGGGCGCAGCACCAAGGGCAAACACAAAUACGGAUACAUAGGACAAAAGGGCAUCGGUUUCAAGUCAGUGUUUAAAGUCACAGACUGUCCCGAGAUUCACUCCAAUGGCUUCCAUUUGUUCUUCGACAAGACCUGCGGCCCCAUGGGAUACAUCCUCCCCCACUGGACUGAAGAUGAGAGGCCUCUGGACGCACAGCUGAAGGACGUAAAUCAGCACAGCUGGACCACUAAGAUCUGCCUUCCUCUGCGUUCCGAGAGCCAUCAGACCCGAAACCUGUUUCAUGACGUGCACCCCUCCCUGCUACUGUUCCUGCACCGCCUGCGCUCCAUCACCAUCUACAACCAGAGUGAGAAGCGUCAUGUGACAAUGACUCGUAAAGACCUGAGUCACAAUGUGUUAGAGGUGGAGCACACAGAGGGCAUCGAACGCUGGCUAGUUGUUAAAACCACUCUGCAGCCCAAGAAGAUUAAAGAGGAUGUUGAGUCGACCGAGCUGGCCCUGGCUUUCCAGCUUGGCGAUAACGACACAGGAAGUGACGUCGUAUGCCAGCCUCAGAAACAACCCGUCUUCGCCUACCUGCCCCUUCGCAGUUUUGGCUUCCGCUUCAUCGUCCAAGGCGACUUUGAUAUCCCGUCUUCUCGGGAAGAUGUGGACAGAGACAGCUCAUGGAACCAGUGGCUUCGAUCUGAGAUACCACAACUCUUCCUCCAGGCAAUGGAAGUCUUCACUGAUCAUCCAGAGUUCAGGGGGAUGAAGGGUCUCUGCCAGUUCCUGCAGUUUAUCCCCCUGCCUGACGAGGUGUUGGACUUCUUCAAGCCUGUUGCCGGGCAGAUUAUUCAGCUGCUCAAGGGCAAGGCCUUCCUGCCUACACUCAGCUCAGAUGGAAAGGUUGUGUACAAGCUGCCGUCCCAAGUGGCCGUCUGUCAGGACGCCGUGAUCCGCGACGUGAUCGGUGGAGACGAGCUCGAAAAGCAUCUGUCUCUGUCCUAUCUUCAUCCCGGGCUAAGUCCCGCCCCACCUAACUCCCUGCUCUCUCACCUGGGAGUUCGAAACCUGAGGGGGUCUGAUGUUACUACGGUAACCACAGCCAUGGCCAGGGAGCUGAUGAGAGCAGGAGGCAUCCAUUCAGAGGGUGGCCUGCGUCAGCUGGCCAGGCUGCUGGUUUGCAACUUCCGAGCUCUGGAGCAUGGCUACGGAGAGGUAGACUCCAUCUUGCAGAGUCUUAGGGAUCUACCCAUAAUCCCUCUGGCCGACGGACGUUUGGUGGCACUAAACGGGGAGGGAGUGUUCUUUCCAAUGGAAGAAACCAAUACCAAGAAAAAGAAAGCUCAAGCGCAGACUGGACCUUUGUCUGCAUUGUACAAGGAUGUGAACGUAGUUCACCCCUCUCUGCUGAGCUGUGUGGAGCCUCUGGAGAGUCAGCAGGUGCGAGAGCUGCUGAGAAGACUCGGUGUUCAUGAACUGGAGCCUCAAGAGCUGCUGGAACAGCACAUCUAUCCUUCAAUACGGAACAACAAAUGGAAGUCGAAGCCUGAAGCAGUGGUUGUGAGUUACUUGGUUUUCAUCAAGCAGCAUUCCUCCUCCAGCCGGGACUACUCAGACACUGCAAUACCCGUCCUCACCAACAGGGGUCUGCUGUGCCCAGAGCUGGACAGGGUGCACUUCACUGAGGAGUACGGCAACAUCAACCUACCAAAGAGACUGCCUGGCUGUGAUUGGGUUUUGCUGAGUCCCUGCUACGUGGAGACAGACGGCGAUGUAGCAGGAUGGAGAGAGCUGUUCAGCAGACUGGGAGUCAGAGACGGCCUCAUCAUCCGCAAAGAGAGACGAACACUCACUGCGAAAGAACUGACCUCCAGCCCCUGGUCAGUGGAAAGUACAAUGUGGCGCCAAAAUUCAGGGGAGGACUAUGUGCUUGAUGACUACCCCUGUGAGGAGUUUCAUGCUCUGGCCACAGCUCAGCUGUCUGCCCCCGUCCUCUUGGAACAGAGAAUGGCCUUGCUGGAGCUGCUGGCGACCAACUGGGAUACUGGACAUCGCUAUUCUCAGUACCUCACAGCCCAGGUGAUUGACAGUGAUGGACGAUCUACCAAAGGUACCAGGUCCUCCUUCUACCACUUCUUGUGUCGUCUUGAAUGGGUGCCGGCCUAUCGCCCAACGGAAGGAGAAAAGAGAGAGAGAAAGUACCUCUGUCCAAACUCAGUCUACCUGACCUCACCUGAGGUCACCAGCCUGCUGGGAACACAUGUCUGUUAUGUGGACAUGGACCCCAGCGAGUUCAGUAGAGCCCUAGGAAUGAGAGAAAGUAUCUCAGUGGAUGCUCUGAUUAACUACCUGAAGGAGUGGUGCACCAAACCAGAAGCAGAUAACCCGGAGGAGAGACUAGAUGAGAAUGAGUCAGAGGGGGUGAAUUUCUCCUCCACAGUUCAGCACAUUCACAACGUCUACACCUAUCUGCAUACAAACUGUCCCCAGAGCAGCCUGAAGGAGCUGUUCCAGCAUACUCCCGCUGUAUUCAUAGAGUACAAGCGUAAAGAUGACUGGUGUUCAGGACGCUUCUACCACCUGAAGGAGGUGUGUUGGAGUGACCCAACGUCAAUGUUCCAGCGCUACAGACAGCUGACCCAUGGACCAGACAGCCCCGUCCAGGACCCCAAAGUCCUGGCGCCUUUCUACAUUCCACUGGAAGGAAUGAAAGACUUCUUCAUCAGACUGCUGAAUGUGGAUCACAGCCCCAACAUGAAGCAGUAUGUUGGAUUGUUGGAACUGAUCUGUUCAUCGUCUCCCAUCCCGACUGCUGAAGUGCUACAGGAUGUGUCGGUGCUCUAUGCCAGACUUGCUCACAAGUGUAAAGUUCAAGUAUCUGGAGAUCUGGAAAACAUGCCUCAGCCCAGGCUCAAUCCCAGUUACUGCUCCACUUUGAAAGGUAUGGUGUCUGAUAAGAGGGUCUUCCCCACCAAGGAUAACAGCUGGGUGAGUCUGGCACGUAAACCCAUGAUUGCUGACAACAAAGAGCUGGAGAAGAUCUUUAAACCUGACAAGCGGGUCUGCCUGCUCAACCUGCCUCCACCAGAGAAGAAGACCCCACACAGGGGCAAGACUGGAAACCUCGGAGAACAAGCUAACUCCAUGCCUACCUUCAACGAGAGGGACCGAUCUUCCUUUAUGGAGAUCUGUGGUAUCCGCCAGCUGUCUAAGUGUGUCAAGACGGAGCCCCUGACUGAGAACCUGAGGCCCUGUCCACCCAUGCAGGCCAUGGUGCGCUCUGUGAUGCCCUACAUCCAGAGGUUCCUCUACCACCACGAUGAGCUGGCUGACGUCUAUUCAGAGCUGAUUGACGACAACAUAGGAGAGAAAAUCAAGCGACUUAAUUUCGCACAGGUGGGUAAACUGUACAUUCGCUACGAGCUGGAUGUGGCUGACGGUGAGGAUCCUGUGCUGGAGAUGCAGGAUGUCAUCUGUCUGCUGAAGGACAAGAAGGAGUUCUUCAUCCAGAAAGAUCACCUCUCAGCCAAGCUGGACAUCUGCAGGGAGCUGGUGAAACUGUUCUGCACAGAGAGCAGCCACAGGAAAGAGCUGAUGCAUUUCCUGAGCGGCCUGAUAACCUCACUCAAUGACUCAGGAGCUCUGAAGAGGUUCUUGCACAAGGAGGACAUCAGAGAGCUGCCCAGUGAGGAGGAGCAGUGGGAGGUCCCAGAGCCUCCCAGACCAGAGAUCCACCUGGAGAGAGUGCCAUCAAGAUGUUAUUCCUCCGUCGGCUCCCCGGAGGAGCCACCUCGCCCAGCACAAGAGGACGGAGAGCAGACGCUGGCUUGCUGGCCUCCACGAGCGUCUCUCUACAACACAGGAGGCAGUCGCACAGGCCAGUCUGACGGGGGCGUAGUAGAAGCCGUCAUGAAGAUGUGGCCGCCUCCUGCUCCGCCUAAAGACAGAGACCCAGACAAAGAUUUCCCCCCCAGAGGAAGCAGCCAUGUCGUCCCCCAGAGUCCCAGCAGCAGCAGCAGCAGCAUCUUUGAAGGGAACCAGCCAUUCAAGAGCACCAGCAGCCGACCUUCAGACCAGCCCGACCUUCAGAGAGCAGUCAGCCAUCCAGGCCAGCCUAACACUGCUGCUGCUGUCACCACCAACACCCCACUACCUCCAGAGCGCAGUCAACAGAGUGAGACCACUGAGUCUGACAGAGCAGAGGGUGGAGAGGAAAGCCUCAAGGCUCCCAGAGCAACACAGAGUCUUCCAUCUGCACAGCAUGCUGAGACAACCAGCGACCAACCCGCUCCAAACAGCCUCUCCGUCCCUGACGCCGUGGUGCUUCCCAGCACAUUUCAGGGGACGACAGCCGCUGCUGAGAAUCAGCGUCCUCCUCUAAACCUGGACUUCCCCUCCUGGAACAAAGUCCAGCCCUCACAGACCACGCUAGAGGACAUGGAGCUCACCUGCCAGAGACCCACCACAGUGGUCUUAUCUGACGAACUGGGGGAUGUGGCAGCGAUCGGCGAGUGGGGAGAACAGCUGGUCAACUCCUUCCUGUGCCACUGGAGAGACAGCGGCGACCCCGAGCGUCCCACGCAGGUCCUGUGGUGCAACCAGAGCGGAGAGAGCGGCCAGCCAUACGACUUCAAGCUCACUUUCGGACCAGCGGGAGAAGAGCACGGUGGCGUCGGAGCAGCGGGGGUGGUGUACGUGGAAGUGAAGUCCACUAUAAAAAAAGAGAAGUCGUUCAUCCACCUCUCGGCCAACGAGCUGCACUUUGCACUGAAAGAGAGAGAGCGUUACCACAUAUUCCGAGUGUACAGCGCAGGAGAUGCUCAGAACGUUCGCUUGUGUCGUAUUCGGAACCUGGCGCAGCAUCUCCACACCAAAGAUGUGGCUCUCUAUCUGUUUGUAUAAGUCAUUUUCAAGUUUGUUGAGAUAUUUGCACUAUAUCCACUGAAAAUGUUUUGUAUGCCUUUUUAGUUAAAUCAAACUGCACUGAUUUUAUUUUUUUUUUAACGUGCUUAUGAAUACUUCCUACUGUAUGGGUUCUUUUGCCUGAGAAAAUUUGCACAUUUGUUUUUCAUUUUAGCCGUGAUUUUCUAGUAUCUGUACAAUUUUAAAGUUGUCUGUGGACAUACUGAAUGUUUUUAACCCUUUGUAUUCACCCUACCUCACCUUUACUUAAGCAUUCCUUUUAAAUAAAAUCCUUUUUCCGUCAA